This is a messenger RNA of Glossina fuscipes, 522 nucleotides long. RefSeq names its product mitochondrial import receptor subunit TOM20 homolog. Gene Ontology annotation, cellular component: mitochondrial outer membrane; mitochondrial outer membrane translocase complex. Gene Ontology annotation, molecular function: transmembrane protein transporter activity. The coding region runs from base 1 to 522 and encodes 173 amino acids. The transcript has a single exon. The record is from RefSeq and is a predicted model, not a curated record. Gene Ontology annotation, biological process: tRNA import into mitochondrion; protein targeting; protein import into mitochondrial matrix. Lineage: Eukaryota; Metazoa; Arthropoda; Insecta; Diptera; Glossinidae.
AUGUUCAAUGUUAAUAAAACGGUAUUGCGGAUUGCGGCUGGAGCCAUUGGUGCCGCGUGUAUUGGAUAUUGCAUUUAUUUUGAUAAUAAACGCAGAAAGGAUUCUGAUUACAAAAAGAAAAUUCGCCAAAGAAGGAGAAGAUAUAUUAAACAAGAUAGUGCCAGAGAUAGUGGAAUACCAAAUCUGAAUGAUCAUCAGGCAAUUGAAAGAUAUUUUCUACAGGAAAUAGAACUGGGCGAAAAUUUAAUUGCACGUGGGGAAUUCGAUAACGGAGUUGAACACUUGGCCAAUGCGUUGGUUGUCUGCGGUCAGCCGGCACGAUUGAUGCACGUGCUCCAAACCACCCUGCCUGGGCAAGUGUUUGGCAUGCUGUUGAUGAAAAUGCAAGAGUACAGCACUAAAACUAGCAAUGAGAACAGCGAAGCGCCAAAGAAUGCUAAUUCGGGCAAAAUCAGACCAGCUCCGUCAUCGGUUGGUUUAGAAACUACGUCAGAAGCAAUAAUUAUUGAUGAGUUGGAAUAA